Penicillium digitatum Pd1 is the source of this 2424-nucleotide messenger RNA. NCBI's taxonomy places the organism in Eukaryota, Fungi, Ascomycota, Eurotiomycetes, Eurotiales, Aspergillaceae. The record is from RefSeq and is a predicted model, not a curated record.
AUGGGAGAACGGAAGCUUCAUAAUUUCCUCGCUAUUCUCAUUUUCACAUCCUGCACCAUGGAGGCGGGUCGAACAUUCACCACCAAACUGUUAGCUCACACGAACUGGUCACCAAAUCUUUGCACUCUGCCAGCAGAGCGUGAAAGCCUCACUGAUAUUUUUGGGGGACAGGUCACACCGGACAAAUUCAUGACGCAGCAAGCAUGCUUUUGUCCCAUCGUGAUUUGCAACAAAACAGAAGUUCGAGUCCAGAGCCUGGACCGACAGUGUUUACCCUAUCUAGAGCAGAAUUACCUCGGGGCAGGAGCACAAGGCACUGUAUACCGAGUGAAGAUUGCUAAGAGGCACUUUUACGACCCAGUCAUUGGCGGAACAAAUGACCAGCCGAAGGAAAUGGCACGCAAAGAUUACCAAUCCACCAAGGACAUGGAGAGAGACACUUUGAGGCAAAUUCUUGCCUGCGAUCGGGUGUGUCCAAAUAUCGUGGAUAUUUAUGGGGGCCUUGCCAUUGGCACAAACUACAGCAUCUUCAUGCCUCUAGCCUUGUGUGAUCUGAGCGCCUACAUGAGGGAAGACCAUCGAACCAGACCAGGCACCACAAUGGAGAAGACGGAUAUAAUUCAUUCAGCUCGAGGACUCGCACGAGGGCUGGAAUUUCUUCAUAAUGGAAUGAGGACCGCUGAAGGGGAUAAAAUGGUCUGUUACCAUUUGGACAUCAAGCCGAGCAACAUUUUGGUGUUCCUCGAAAAUGUUGGGGGUAGGCAGGAAGCCGUUUGGAAAAUUAGUGACUUCGGAAUGUCUCGCCUAAAAUUGAGAUCUCACGGAGAGGAGAAUGAGAAAGACUUCGGCGGGUGGUUUGUCCGGUUCCAACAGCCUAGGGAUGCAUCUACCUCGGCGGCCUCCAACAGACGCGGAGACGGCACUUAUAUUGGGCCCGAAUCCCUUUCAAAAUAUAGAGCUAUGAGAGAACAGAGCGAUGUGUGGUCUUUAGGAUGUAUCCUCAGUGUUGUUUUCGCAUAUUUAGAGGAGGGCAGCUCUGGCGUGGAAAAGUACGGAUUGAGAAGACUAAACCAUCGCAGCGCAGAUGGCUAUGAUCGCUUCUUUGUCACAGAUCCACUGUUCGGUCGACCAAAGAUCAACCCGGCGGUCACAAUCUGGCAUGACAAACUGAUUAAGAAAGCUAGGCAGAGGAGCUCCAAGGAAGGGGAAGCGGUGAAAUCAAUACUGACGUACCUAGUCCAAGCGGUUCUUCAGCCAGAACCAUCAAAGAGAUGCAGCGCCCAGCAAUUGGAAUCUAAGUUGCUCAGCACAUUCCGGAAGUACAGGGAUCUAGGAAAUGAGGUGAGCCCACAUUUGCUAGAGGAAGCGCCUGGCCUAGGCAGGGUGCUCCAGAGAAUAUACCUCGAUAGUUUGAUACGUGAGAGGCAAUAUCCCACCACUGAAAGACGCGUUGAGCAUUGGGUUCUGGGAGCCUCUGAGCCCUUUAAAGGCUGUGAGAUCUCUCCGGAUGGAACUGUGAUCGCCUUUUGGACUGAUACCAAACUUUCACUUUACACUUCGCAAUCUCUGCAACAAGAGAGUGCUGAUGGCAUACGCUCGGCUGCAGAAUAUCCGAUCCCGACAGUAGGAUGUCGUUGGAAGAGUAUCAGCCUUACGAGCAGACGUUUGAUAGCUUCCACCUCCGGAGGUCCUGUCCAAUGUUACAUCUUCAAACUACCAGUGGGGCCAUAUGUGGACGCCAAUCUUAGACCUUCGGAUCGAGUCUCCCUACCAACACUGCCUGAGAUUAAAAAGCUGGCUCUUGCACCUGGAAGUAGGAGAGUGGCUUGCAUUGUCGGCGACAAAGUUGAAGACCAAAAUUCAGGGUCUUUAUAUUUUGGCGACAUCAACUAUCCGAGUGAGUGGAGGGAGAAGUGUAAACUGGAUUGGCCGGCUGCAGACAUUGUUCAGUUAUCAUUCUCCACCGAUGACGACCUCUACAUGGGCCUUGAUAGUAGCAGCACGGUUGGUCUUUUCACCACUUUCGCUACGUUUCUCCAAAAGCCUCAUGUGUGUGUGCUUGUCACCCGAGAAAAGCAGUUGCACAUCCAAAGCCUCGCACAAGAGGACCUUCUGCCUUCUAUACAAUACGACAUCAAAAAUUACCGGGUGAUUAAGCUAAUGAUGGCUAAAAAUGACGACAAACUCUUCGCGGUGGGAAGGCGCGCAGCCCAUCACACGAUGCUUUUAUUGGAGAUUGCAAUACCGCCUCAGGCAACAAGGAGUUCCGUGACAGAGCUUGCUGAAAUUCCGGGGCUGAAAUAUAGCGAUGAGUUUGCCGAGAGGAUUGUCCAUGGCGAAGAAGAGAGUGUUGUGAUUCUUGCCGUUUUGAUGGGUGCAAAUCAAUGUCGCAUCUACAAAAUCACCGUGCCCAGGUCUAUGUAA